CAGCCUGCAGCCUGCGGCCGCGUUCGCCACCGUGGUCCGCCCAGCCGGCCCGGCCCGGCGCCCGGGGAGUCGUUAGUACCCGGUGUCCAGCCCGCGGGGUUCCGCGCGACCCCCGCCUGGCGCGAGCCCGCCCCGCCCCUCCCGACACUUGACCCAGCCGGGUCCCAACGCCCAGUGCGGCCGCCCAGGGAGCCGCGGGAGCGGCGGCGGCGGGGGGAGGAGGGAGACGAGGGCCGAGCCGGCGGCCGCUGAGGCCCCGGUCUUGAAGUCUCUUCUCUGCCCGAGUUUGGUCUCGCCCAGCCUUAUUUCUUUCUCUGCGUACUUUGUGCGAAUAAGUUUUGGAGCAUCGGUUAACAGCCUAUGGGUGAAAUUUGACUUUCGUGAAUGAGGAAUUAUUCUUGACAGAAUUAUUUUAAAAGAAAAAGCUACAAUGGCCUCGGCAGUACUUAGUUCAGUUCCCACUACUGCUUCUCGUUUUGCCUUGUUACAAGUGGAUAGUGGCAGUGGUUCUGAUUCUGAGCCUGGAAAAGGCAAAGGUCAGAAUACUGGGAAGUCUCAAACUUUGGGAAGCAAAUCAACUACAAAUGAGAAAAAGAGAGAGAAAAGAAGAAAAAAGAAGGAACAGCAACAGAGUGAAGCAAAUGAGCUCAGGAAUCUUGCUUUUAAGAAAAUUCCCCAGAAAUCUUCUCAUGCCGUCUGUAAUGCUCAACAUGAGCUUUCAUCGUCAAACCCAGUACAAAAGGAUUCACGCGAAGAAAAUUGGCAAGAGUGGAGACAAAAAGAUGAGCAGCUGACAUCUGAAAUGUUUGAAGCAGAUCUUGAGAAGGCAUUAUUGUUAAGUAAAUUAGAAUAUGAAGAGCACAAAAAGGAGUAUGAAAAUGCUGAAAAUGCUUCAACUCAGUCAAAGGGUAUGAAUAAAAAAGAGAAAAGAAAGAAUCACCAGGGGAAAGACAAACCUCUCACAAUAUCACUAAAAGAUUUUCAAUCUGAAGAUAACAUUUGUAAAAAGACUGAGGAAUUGAGUUCUUCUCAGACUUUAUCACAUGAUGGAGGAUUCUUCAAUAGACUGGAAGAUGACGUUCAUAAAAUUCUUAUUAAAGAAAAAAGAAGAGAACAGCUUACAGAAUAUAAUGGAACAGAUAAUUGUACAACUCAUGAACACAACCAGGAUAAAUUCCUAGAAGUAAGAUUCCUGGGACUAAUAGAAGUGGUUCUGAAAGAUGGAAGAAUUGAAAGACUAAAAUUAGAACUUGAAAGGAAAGAUGCCGAAAUCCAGAAGCUGAAAAAUGUGAUCACUCAAUGGGAGGCAAAGUACAAGGAAGUAAAGGCAAGAAAUGCACAAUUACUGAAAAUGCUUCAAGAAGGUGAAAUGAAAGAUAAAGCUGAAAUACUUCUGCAAGUUGAUGAAUCACAAAGUAUCAAGAAUGAGCUGACUAUACAGGUGACUUCGCUUCAUACUGCAUUAGAACAAGAAAGAUCUAAAGUGAAAAUAUUACAAUCAGAAUUAGCCAAAUAUCAGAGUGGCAGAAAAGGGAAAAGAAACUCUGAAUCCGACCAGUGUAGGUGAUUACAUUAGCCUUUGAGGUCAACACAAAAAUUAAAACUUUCAGGGUUUUGCAAAAAUGUAUAUAUUUAAUGCUGUGCAACUGCUAAACUAUGCAGUUUUUGUUGAAGAAACUAAAAAUGACUAGCUCACUAACCAUCUAUGAUUUUAUGUUCUUUUGACUUAAAGUGAAAGAAGAAAAAUAGAAUUGCAACAGAACUCAAUGGUUAUUGUUUACUAUCCAUACUUCUUAUCACUUUAGUUUUCCAUCAGUCAAUAAAAUUUACUUUUCCACUAAUACGUUCGAUUUUUUUUAAGUUUCAGAAAUAAUGUGAAAGUAUUAGUUUUGCUUAUAGCACAAUCAAUUAGUUGGAUCAUUUAAAUUCAGUGAAUAUUUACUCAGCACUUUCUGCGUGCUAAACCCUUCCAGACAUACAGGAUGCAUAAAAUAUAGUUGAUGUCCUCAAGAGCAGCUUAUAGUUCAGGGAAAAUAGAGGACGUGGGUAAGUAAAGACAAGAGCAAAAAUAAUUACCAUACAUAUUACACUGAGUGUGUACCACAUUGUUUGGAAAUUGAGAAAACUUUCAUGAGAUAGUUUUUGGAGGAUAGAAAAUAUUUCUAUAAAUUUGUUGAGAGUCAUUCCAGGCAGAAGGAAGAAAAUCUGGGCUGCAAGAUUUGUUUAAAAAUGGUGUGGCUUAAGGACAGUAAUGUGACAACUAGGAAUAGAAAGAGUGUGUGUGUAAGGAAUGAAUGAGAGAUUUUUCAUAGGUAUAUCAACAGCUAGAAUAAUUACUAGUUUAUGGGAUUCAUUUUUUAGUGUAGUUAGUGAAAUAUAAUUAUGGUUCAUUAAAAUAAAUAUAUUUUUGUCUGAUAACAAAGAUGAACGUGAAAAUAUUGGUUUUGGCCUCCAAAACCAGUAUUAUAUAAGGGGUUCCACUUCAUGACAGUCUUUGAGGAAAAAACACUUAAACAGAAAAGUAAUGAAAUUGUAAUCAUUGCCUAUAGGUCUGGCUCCUCCAGGAGGUUACAUGAACCUUGCAAAGAAAUGUAAUUUAUUACUCCCUAUAUUCCCAGUGCUUAGCUUGCUAUGUGGCAUAGGCUAACUAUUUGUUUAGUUGAUUAAUAAAGUAACCAUUUUUGGAUAGUUUAUUCCACACUUUACCUUUGAUUAACAAUAGGUACCAUCAGUACAUAAUUAAUUCAUUAAACACAUAUGGUAAUAUUCCGUGAUUACAUAUUUUUCAACCCAAUCUGAAUAAAAUCAGAUUUCUAAUGCUGUCUUAUAUGAACAAGGUGAGACAGAAGUUGAUUAAUUUCAAUUAUAAUUGAAUUAUCCAAGUAGUUAAUGAACUGAAUUAUCAAAGCAUACUAUAUUGUCUGCUUUUGAUUGUUUACCAGAACAUUAUCCAUUUGGUACACUAUCUAGCACCUAUCACAGUGCCUGGCACAUGGUAGACACUCAAUAUAUGUGCCAUUUUUACUAGUGUAUAGUGGUUAAAAAAUACCUGGGCAUAAAGAAAACUCUCCAAGAAGAGAAGACUCUUUUGUGUUAGGCAUUCUCUAGACCACUGUAUUCAUAGCCCUAUUUUUCUACCUGAAUGAACUUUCCUGAGUUGAUGUCUCCUUCCCUCAGGCUUCAACACUCACAUCGAGGCUGAUGUGUCAGUUUCAGCAUGGAAAUCUUUAUCUAGUAAGAGAUAGAAAAAGAUAAUCAGUAGUCAGUCUGGUGAUUUUGUCUCCGUUAAUUGAUUUCUCAGGCAUUCUGCUUUCGUACAUAUCAGCACUUAGAUUAUUUUCAGUUUCUUGAGUUCAGUUGAACUGUUGAUAGCUUAUUAUGUUUCAGGCAUUGUGCUAAAUACUGGAGAUGCAAAUAUAAUGAGACAUCUCGAUACUUAAAGGUGGUCCACAAUCGAUUGGGAGAAAACAGAUAUGUAAGAAGAUAAUCAUAAAGUAUUCCCAUAAAUAAUAAUAUUGAUGUAUUCAAAUUGCUAUUGGAGUAAAGAAGAAAAUACAUCUUAUUACUUUAAAGGGGUAUUUUAGACAACUUAAUAAAAUUUUAUUUAAAAAGUGAUUAUGGCAAUAUAGCCAGUUAAUUAAAUUCAGCAAAUAUUUUUGACAUCUUCUGUGGGAUUUUUUACUUCUUUAAUGGUGUUAGUAAGACCAGAGGAUCUAGAGUGAUGUUCAAGUCCCAGUCCUACCACUUAAUUAGUGUAUGAACUUGGCCCAUAAUAAGUGCUCAAUAAAUGACUGACAGAAUGAAUUUGGGUAUUAAAUGAGAACAGAUAGUGAAAAUAUUGGAUAAAAAGCUGAGUAAGAUGUAAUCUCUGCCUUCAAGGUAUUUUCAGUCUAAAAGGAAUAAAAGGAGUAUAGCACACAACUAGAAUUCAAGAUAAAAAAUAGAAAUUCACAAGAAUCUAUGUUGAUUAGAAGAGAGUAUACCUGUUGAGGAAGGACAGUUAUUAUAGAAAAGAUAACAUAUUUGAAAUGUUCCUAAAGGGUAGGCAGCCUUUCCACAAAGUUUUAAAGGGUAGAAAUCAUUCAAGAAAAAGGUAAGUUUAAAACGAUAGGGAAGAAGGAAAAGCAUUGGGUGUGUUCAGGGUACAAAAAGAUAAAAGCAAAGGAUGUGUUGAGGGAACAAGAGUGCCUUCACUUUGCCUGAGGCAUAUGUUUAUAGAGGAAAACAAUGAGAGAGCCAGAAAGGCAGCUGGGGAAAUCCAUCAUCCAUCUUGAAUUUCAGAUUACGAACUCGUUUCUUAACUUGAUAGGCAGUAGGGGAACAAUUAAAAGUUUGUGGACAAACGAGUAAUGUAAUCAGAGUUGUUCUUUAAGAAGAUUAAAAGGGUUGUGAUAUAAUAGAAGGUUGUAGAGAGAGUCAGCGGGAAGAGAACAUCGAGGAGGCUUUUGUAAUAGAAGUAGGAGGUAAGGAGGAUCUAAGCUAAAGAUUCCAGUGAGAUUCAGAAAAUGGAAUAAAACAGUUGCAAGGGUGAAAUCUAACAAAUUUGAUUGAAGAGUGAGAAAAAGAACAAGGGCAUCAGAGAUGAAAAAAGAUCUCGAACCUGGAUGAGAGUGAAAAUGAUGGUACCGUUUAUUACUAGAGUACAGUGAUGGUGGAAAUUAUGUGGGGGCCAUGGACACAAUUGACUUUUGACAUGUUAAAUUGGAUUUGUCCACAGAGCAUCUAAAAGUAAAGAAUCCCUCAUGUUGGAAAAAGAGAUUUGGUCCUUUGAGAAAGGCUGGAGUGAUGGAUUUGGGAUCCAGUGACAAUUAAAUUGAAUGAAUUGUUGACAUACAAAGGCAAAAGGAUUCAAAGGGAAGUAUUGCUGAGAACAGGGUUUGAGGAUGGUAGAAAACAGAGUGAUCAGAAAGGUGGGAGGCCUGGGUGUGAAUGCUGUUGGUAGACCAAGGAAAGACUAUUGGAUUUAUGAGCUAGAGAUCCCAUUGAUCACCUUCAAAAUAGUUUUUUCAAUAGUUGGCAUAGAGCAAGGUAUUAAAGAGAACAAAGUUAGACUCUUUAAGACUUUUGAGAGUUAAAAAAAAGAGGUCUGAGGUGUCUUGAGUGCUACAAGAUUGAGUGAGGGUUGAUUGGUUUUUAUUUAGGACAGAGGAGACAGUGAGGAUACUCACAAGCAGAAAGAAAGGAGUCAGUUAAGAAAACAAAGAGAUGAGGAGUGAGGCCUAAAGGAUUGACUCCAGAGCCGGCCACUUGCCAUUAUAUGAUUUGGUUGCCUUAUCAAAUGUUUCUAACUGAUAGUUUAAAUUUAAGCAACUCUCUGUUAAUAGAAUUAUAGCCCUUUACAUAUGAUAACAUUAGGAAUGUUUAAACAGAAUUUAAGGGUUUAAAAAAGAAGUAAACAGUUUCACUGCUCACAUUAGUAAAUUUCCAUGAUUUAGCUAUUACCAUAAACUUUAGGAAGGAAAAAUUCCUGAAACAGAGACAAGAUGUUAAGUGAAAGCCCAAAGUCUGUAAGUCAUUGAGUAAUUGUUCUGGGAUAAAUUUUUAAUUGAAUUUGAAAUGUUAUUUACUGCUGGUAUGGUUGUUAUGAAGUAGGUACCCAUAUGUACUAUUAGUGGCCGUGUGCUUUUGUUUCAGCCUUUUGGAAAAGCAGUAUAGCAGUAUGUUUCAAGAGCCAGAAAUAUGUGCAUACCCAGUAAUCCCAAUGUAAGGAUAAUUUUUCCUAAGAAAAUAAUUUGAAAGCAGAAUAAAUUUAAAAGCCAGAUCUAUACAGGUGUGCUGGUUUGGAUGUAUUAUGCCCCCCCAAAUGCCAUUAUCUUUGAUGCAAUCUUGUGGGGGUCGAUGUA
This is a messenger RNA of Choloepus didactylus (southern two-toed sloth), 5843 nucleotides long. RefSeq names its product G kinase anchoring protein 1 (gene GKAP1). The transcript is spliced from 14 exons. The coding region runs from base 431 to 1567 and encodes 378 amino acids. Gene Ontology annotation, cellular component: Golgi apparatus. The record is from RefSeq and is a predicted model, not a curated record. Gene Ontology annotation, biological process: signal transduction. Lineage: Eukaryota; Metazoa; Chordata; Mammalia; Pilosa; Megalonychidae.